This is a messenger RNA of Dermacentor silvarum, 3692 nucleotides long. RefSeq names its product N-alpha-acetyltransferase 35, NatC auxiliary subunit (gene Naa35). Lineage: Eukaryota; Metazoa; Arthropoda; Arachnida; Ixodida; Ixodidae. Gene Ontology annotation, cellular component: NatC complex. Gene Ontology annotation, biological process: N-terminal peptidyl-methionine acetylation. The coding region runs from base 26 to 2233 and encodes 735 amino acids. The record is from RefSeq and is a predicted model, not a curated record. The transcript is spliced from 3 exons.
GCCAGCGUGAGCGUUAUCAUGAAAAAUGGCCGAAGAGGAACAUUCGUUUCUAGACGGUGGCCGAGAAAACUCACUUUUGUGCAAAAAUGAUCCACCAGCGCCAACCUAUUGCUGGAAAGACAUCACGAAGGAGUUCAGGGAAGCCACCAGGGAGCUUGAACUGGGUGAGCUCGUCCACGACGAAAUGUUCACCCUCUUCGAAGCCAUGUCUGCGAUUGAGAUGAUGGAUCCGAAAAUGGACGCUGGAAUGAUGUGUAACUUUGGCAACAAGAAAGUGAUGAAUUUUGACCAGGCUCUGAGUGCGGGUGUGCUUAAGAUAGCCGAUUUGAGCCCGGCAGAACACAUCGGCAUAAUCGACUCGACACUUGCCUGUCUUGUAACGUGGCUGGAAGGCCACUCUUUGGCACAGACCGUGUUCACUAACCUCUACUUGCACAAGCCACACCAGGUCGAGGACAAGGUGAUGAAGGCUUUUUCCAUCUGUGUCCUCAAGAUGGUCGACAUGAUUAAGAACUUCGUCACCAAGGCCGCUGUGUUCGAGGAAGAAGACUUCCAGCCAGUUGUGUAUGGUUUCAAAUUGGCCUGGGACGUCACCGAAGUCCGGGCCGCAGGAAUGAUGAAGGAAGUCGAGGACGAACUCUCAAAGAAAGUAAAGGCAACCAGGGCAAAGCCAGGAGAAGAGAUGGAUUCGGCGCAACUGGCCUGCCAUGAAGAGGCCGUGGCAGUUUACUCAAGAAUCAAGUUCUGCCGUUUCUUCCAGCAGGCACUGAUCGUUUUUAACAAAAAGGGAAGCGACGGCGUCGAAGAAGUGGAGCGCCUUCUUCAGCAGUGCCUUGAGGUUCUGCCCGUUCUGCGGCGGACCAUCGCACAAGGUGUGCAGCCCGACCCCAAUGCGGAAGGAACCAACCGCGCCGACUACCCAACGGUGAUGGGAUUCGAGCCGUUGGUUAACCAGAGGCUACUUCCGCCUACUUUCCCCCGUUACACAAAAAUAAAGCCACGCGAAGACACUAUGGACUACCUGGAGGCCUUGAUCGGUCGGCUGCGACAUGUGUGCCGCAUCGUGGACUGCUCCUCGUUUCACUCGGCCAUCGACUUCCUUGGCGAGUUUAGCAAGACCUGGCCUUGUGUCCUGUCGAGGUCCGUGGUACAGCUAUUGUACUUGCCCUGCCCGGGCAAGGUUCUUGGCAAUUUGACCAUGGUGGAUGUUCUCAAGGACUCAGUCCGUACUUUCAUCCGGCCACCCGUGCUGUCGCAGCGAGGCAAUAAUGCCCUUGGCAACCAUCCGCAUGCCCGUGAGCUUGUUGAUGCUUUCCUCAACCACUGUGUGCGGCCCUUCACCUCAAUGGUGCACAUAAGUGGCCACAACAGGGCACGCCAGCGAGACAAAUUGACACACCUUCUGGAGGAACUUGCUGUGCUGCAGGAUGAAGCCGAUCGCCUCGACACAGUGCUGCACAGCAUCUCGCUCAAAAUGGAGUCAUCCCUGCCUCACCAACCUCAACAGCAGCUGGCUUGCUUCACCACUUGGGUGUUGCACCAUGUUCUUCGCACCAUGAUUCGCUAUCUUCUCUCAGGCUUUGAGCUUGAACUAUACUCUGCACAUGAAUAUGGUUACAUCUACUGGUAUUUGUACGAGUUCCUCUAUGGCUGGAUGAUCUCGGCACUUUCGCGUGCUGAUGCAUUCCUGAUGGAACAGGAGGCACGUGCUGAACAGCAACGCACUGGACGCCCUGUGAAGAAAGGUAAACGCCGCAAGAAACCUUGCCCCCACAGCCGUGAAAUCUUCAUAAGCCAGGCAUAUCAGAAUUUAUGUGGUGGCUAUUACAAGACCCUGGCAGGCUUCACACUGGAUGGCAAGUUGCGGAGGCCAUGCCCAGAGUUUGACAAGGAAAAGGUUCGCUAUGAACAUCGUUUUGCACCCUUCAAUAGCAUCCUGACUCCGCCUCCUGUACAGUAUGCUCAGUACAAGGAGAUGACUGAUCCAUACAAGUAUCAACCACCUCCAACGCCAGAGGACAUGUACUUGGCAGCGUGCAAGUGCUUCCAGAAUGCGCGUAUGUUGCUCGACAAUGUGCCUGACCUCAACAGUGAACUGACUAGUGUAAUGAAAGUGGCCAAGACAAACUUUGUUGUUGUGAAACUCCUGCUGAGUGGCCACAAGAAGGAUUCUACAAUCUUGCCGGAAUUUGACUUCAGCCAGCACAAGAAUUUUCCCAUCAUCAGAAUUUGAAUGACAACAUUGUGCACAUUUCAUUUUUGACACCAAUGUACUUCACUGCUCCAAGUGUGGCUGCACCUCAUGGGAACUGCUCAGGUCAUUUGUGAUUUCAGCAACACUUGUUGGUUGUACUGGUAGCAUCACUUUUACAGCAGAAAAAUGGCACCUCGUGUUCACAACAUGAGCACACUUUAUGAGGAUCAUAAACAUUGUGAUUUGUGCUCUUUAAGCAAUACUUGUGACAUUUGCAAAAGACUUGGUUUGUUACAAAUGAGGUAAUCAAAGUUUGGAACUUUCUACGCUACAAAGAGAUGAAUCUGAGAGUUCCAUGUGUAUACCAACAUUGCUGAAUACUUCCAGUCAUAUAGCACAUUACGAACGCAUAUGUCUGCAGUUAAGUAAAACAUCCUGGUACUCUCAGGUUAGUCACAACUUUUAUUGCUUGCAUUAAACAAACGCCUGAAACCUCGUAAUCGUAGAAAAAUACUGGCAAGCUUCAGAGUACCUUAAAUAAUUUAUGUUUGAGUUUUAUUUCCCAAGUGGGUGUGUGUCGCAACGUCAUGACAAAGAAGGUCGUCACGUGAGAACAGAACAUCGCAACAUUUUGGCAUUUGCUUCUGCUUGCUGGGUCGUCUUUUCUGUUGCUACUUGUUGCACGGCCCAGUGUCACAGCACAGAAAACGCCCAAGCAAGUAAGAGCGAGUGUCAAAACGUCACAAUGUGCUCCCCCCAUGACAACCUUCUUCAUUAUGACAUCACGACAUGUGCACUUCCUGAAAAAUUAAAUUUUGAUUUCCCUCAUAGUUACAUAGCAGCCUGGGAGAGGGGAUGCAGAGCAAAAAGCUGCUUGAUGCAGCUUGAAGCAAUGAAACCAGCUUGUGGUGCAUAGAAAAGCCAUUUUAGUAAAUCAUUUAGAGUGCUCAGAAGCUUGCCAGCAUGUUUUCUGCGGUAUGCCUGGGGGCUUCAAAUAAUGCGAAAAAUUAAUAUUUUAAAAUGUCAUGCAGAGCAUUGGCAGACCUGAACCUAACACACUACAUAAUAUGCGCAUGCUGUCUUGUGUCAGUUUACUACUGCCUUGUGGUAGCAUUGGUGUUGACUUCCUGCUAAUGUGUGUUACAGAAUGUUAGCUAUGCUGUAGGUCCAAAGUAGUUUUCUCAGAGUGCCAAGUUCACACUAAUUUGGCACACGUAAAACCGUGAGCCAUGUCAUCAACUGAAAUUAUAAUGAACUGCCAGAAGUCUGUGCAAACAGUGCGUUUCUAAGUACAGUGGCACACAUUGUUAUUCAAACAUAACAUUUUUUUGAAGGUCCAUCACUCUGCUGUACUAGUUGUAAAUAUUGUUUUCAUCUGCAGAACAGUAUAGGUCCUGGCAUUGUGUCAUACUUAAACAAAUGUCAUUGUUACAAUAACAGAGACAAAGGGGUUAGAUGAAAACGUUUUAUUUAAAAUAAAGCUUCUUUCCAAUUGUGC